Colletotrichum navitas is the source of this 306-nucleotide messenger RNA. RefSeq lists its product as uncharacterized. Bases 124 to 282 code for a protein of 52 amino acids. The record is from RefSeq and is a predicted model, not a curated record. The transcript has 2 exons. NCBI's taxonomy places the organism in Eukaryota, Fungi, Ascomycota, Sordariomycetes, Glomerellales, Glomerellaceae.
CGAAGCCGGAAAGCCGAGAGCCCCAGAGAUAGUAGAAUGCUAGGCUCUUGACCCGCGUCCCAGUCACUUCUAGGAUGUCCUUACAUUGGGCAAGACGCAAGAAAAUCAAGCGGCUUGGCUAUCAUGGUCGCGGCCGGUACGCUGGACAUCGACGGCGUGCCGCAGACUUCGGAGUACUUUGCAAUUGAGGCUCGCGCGCCGAGCUACGAGGAGACUUGGACACAGAACAGAAGCUCAUCACGGGAAAAAGUCACCAAUAGACGCCAGCAGGGCGUCAUGUAGCUGUAUCAGUCACCGAGAGUGUCU